AUGCGCGACCCCUUCCCCAUCGCCCCGAUCCCGGCCCUCUCAGCCUGGAUCCAACCCUACGCCGACGCCCUUCACCUCCCGACUCUCCCUCUGCACAUCCACGAAGUCCUCGGCGCCGCCGCCUUCUACACCUUUGUGCACACCAUCCUCUCCCCCAUCAUCUCCAACGCCUUCUUCUCGAAAUACUACCCCAAGAACCACCGCGCCAGAAAGGCCAACUGGGAUGCCCAUGUCGUUUCCCUCGCGCAGUCAGUCCUGAUCAACGGGCUGGCGCUAUGGACGAUGUACUAUGACGAGGAGAGGGCCAACAGCGACUGGGAGCAGAGAGUAUGGGGGUACACUGGAGCAAGUGGUAUGAUCCAGGCUCUGGCAGCGGGAUAUUUCGUCUGGGACUUGGGAAUCACGCUGUUGAAUCUGGAUAUUUUUGGGUUGGGGCUGCUGGCGCAUGCGGUGAGCGCGCUGGCGGUUUAUACUUUUGGAUUCCGCCCCUAUCUGAACUACUACUCCUCCAUCUUCAUCCUCUACGAGCUCUCCACCCCGUUCCUGAACAUCCACUGGUUCUUUGACAAGCUGAACAUGACCGGUUCCAAGCCGCAGCUCUACAACGGGAUCGCGCUUUUGGUCGUCUUCUUCUGCUGCAGACUCGUCUGGGGAACGUACCAAUCCGCUGUUGUGUAUGUUGACAUGUGGAAGGCUGUGCAGAGGGGCCCCGAUGCGGGUUACAUUGCUGCCGCGUUUGAGAAGGCUUCUGGGGUGGACAAGAAUUUGAUGCAUUUUGCCAAGGAUGCGGGGCCGGUGCCGGUUUGGUUGGCGGUCACGUAUGUGGCGAGCAAUCUGACGCUGAACACGCUGAACUGGUAUUGGUAUUUCAAGAUGAUUUCUGCGGUGAAGAAGAGGUUUGAGCCGGCGAAGAAGGAGAAGGCUGCUGUUCCUGCUGGGGGUAAGGGGACUGGCAAUGUGGCGACGGGGGCGAUGGUGGGGGAGAAGCAGGGGCUGAGGCAGAGGGCGCACUCGAUUGAGGAUGUGGUGCCUGAUUCAGAGGAGCUGAGGCAGGGGACUAUUCAGUAG
Messenger RNA from Podospora pseudocomata, 1068 nucleotides. RefSeq lists its product as uncharacterized. Bases 1 to 1068 code for a protein of 355 amino acids. Gene Ontology annotation, biological process: lipid homeostasis. Gene Ontology annotation, cellular component: endoplasmic reticulum; membrane. The record is from RefSeq and is a predicted model, not a curated record. Lineage: Eukaryota; Fungi; Ascomycota; Sordariomycetes; Sordariales; Podosporaceae. The transcript has 2 exons.